UUAACGCUAAGGCCAAAGAGUGGGCUAUAUAUAUAUAUAUUUGGAGAGUUCGCCGAAGAGAGCAAUCGUACUAGACGUAGACGCCGGCGCCGGCGCUUCAUCAAGUCCUUUAUUCUAAAGCUUUGGCGGAAGCCGUUAUCUCCGUUUCUGGCCGCAGGAUGUCAACAUCGGCUAGGAAGAGAUUGAUGAGGGAUUUCAAGAGAUUGCAGCAGGAUCCUCCCGCUGGUAUUAGCGGUGCUCCUUAUGACAAUAAUAUAAUGCUCUGGAACGCUGUCAUAUUUGGUCCUGAUGACACACCUUGGGAUGGAGGUACGUUUAAGCUGACUCUUCAGUUCAAUGAGGACUACCCUAACAAGCCACCAACAGUUCGGUUUGUUUCUCGGAUGUUUCAUCCCAAUAUUUAUGCUGAUGGGAGUAUUUGCUUGGAUAUUUUACAAAACCAAUGGAGUCCAAUAUAUGAUGUAGCUGCUAUACUCACAUCAAUCCAGUCACUGCUAUGUGAUCCCAAUCCAAAUUCGCCUGCGAAUUCAGAAGCAGCAAGAAUGUUUAGCGAGAAUAAGCGCGAAUACAACAGGAGAGUGAGGGAGAUUGUUGAGCAAAGCUGGACUGCUGAUUAAGAAACUAGACCAAUUGGUGAACUUAAUAAGUAUGUUUAAUACCUAUUUGUAUUAGCUAUGGGAUGAUUUCUAUCUAGAAACAUCAUUCUUUUCUUUUUGUUUGUGUCUUGUAAUAAUAAUAAUAAUGAUAAUUACAUGUAUUAUUAGGAAGGAAAGAUCAUAUUUAUGUCAUAUCUAGGAAUCUCAUGUGCUAUGUGUUUGUGUGUCUUUGGGAUUUUUUUUUUGUAUAUUAAAGAAUCUCUUGAAAGGGCACACAAAUUUCUUGGUUGGUUGGUAUGAUUGAUUAUAAAAUAUCCCAUUUCUGCUCAACAAACA
This is a messenger RNA of Impatiens glandulifera, 932 nucleotides long. RefSeq names its product ubiquitin-conjugating enzyme E2 2-like. The record is from RefSeq and is a predicted model, not a curated record. NCBI's taxonomy places the organism in Eukaryota, Viridiplantae, Streptophyta, Magnoliopsida, Ericales, Balsaminaceae. The transcript has 6 exons. The coding region runs from base 159 to 617 and encodes 152 amino acids.